This is a messenger RNA of Pecten maximus, 1651 nucleotides long. RefSeq lists its product as uncharacterized. The record is from RefSeq and is a predicted model, not a curated record. Lineage: Eukaryota; Metazoa; Mollusca; Bivalvia; Pectinida; Pectinidae. Bases 266 to 970 code for a protein of 234 amino acids. The transcript has 2 exons.
AAGGUAUAUCGGGAGUAUCCUGCAUGAAGCUAAUCAGUUCUCAGUAAAUCCUGUAGCACUUGACACGUUCAUGAGCAGCACUCUUAUAACAACCGAUUUUAGUAUCGAAUUAUUUUUUUUUAAACUGUGUCAUACUGGGAAUAUUGUUAAACUGUGUUAUAUUGGAACUAUUGUGUUAAUUCGGGAUAUCUUCCGUGUUAUUGGAAUAUUGUACGAGUGCUAAGUACGGCUAGUAGGAACAUUGUAUUACUAAAUUGAACAAAUCAUGCCAGUGUAUAACAAAUCGUCCACUAAGAAGAGGCCUGCAGGGACUCCCUCUAGAGCGUUGGGUCAGAGAAAGAGAAGGAGGCCAGCACGUCUCCAGACGGAAGGAAACACAGAGCCGGAGCCGGAACCUCAGCAGGAGACGGGGCUAGAGCCGGAGCCGGAGUCGGACAAUGUCACGGGGGAACAGGCACGGGCGCCCGUUGAGAAUGAUGUAUGGAUAGUUGGUUCAUCGAUAAUAUACUGGGCACAACGGAUGUCUGUGAAGCUGCUGGACAGCCAUUUGAAGCUUAGACACAGAGGCGUUUUGGUGCGAUGGUCGGGGCACAGGGGAAUGUCUUGGUUUCAGCUAUUGAAUGUUAUUAAGGACCAGCUGUCACUAAAGCCUCCACCAGAUUUUCUAAUACUUCAUACUGGAGGUAAUGACUUAGGGUCCAUCCCCACUGGCGGCCUGUGUGCCCGUAUCAGGCAAGAUGUCGAGCAUCUGCACGAAAUGUUGCCUGGGUGCACUAUUAUCUGGUCUGAUAUUUUACCAAGGAUUACCUAUCGGGGUUGUGACAAAGUACAAUCUAUUGAAAGGAAAAGAAAGAGAAUAAAUAGGUCUGGCAGACUAGCAGCGUUAGAUGUUGGGGGUAGGGUGAUUAAGCACCCAGAUAUAAGUCACACAUGUAAAGGACUGUAUUUAGGCAUGACAAGGUUCAUUUAAAUAUGGUUGGUAACGCCAUAUUCCUAAACACGUUGCAGGAAGCAAUAGAAUGUUUUAUAACAUCAACUGAUCAUUGUGUUUAUAAUAAAUGAUACUGUAUACAACCUCAAGUGUUUUUGUAUGGAUUACGGAACUGUAUAGACAGUUCCGAGUGGCAGGAUAUGGCGGGCAGGCAUAUAAUUACACAAUUUUGUGUCAUAUUAUUUAAUUCUGGUGGUAUUAAUUAUACUAGACCGUGCUCUGGUCGGCCAAUAGUCUUGCUAUGGUUUACCCUGGGGGACUAAAUCUUGCUAUGGAGGUAUCCUAGGAGUUUCUGGCAGGCCAGUGCUAAGUCUAAAUAUAAUAAUCCUGAUCUUGUAAUGCUUGCCACGUGCUAUCCUGGGAGCUAAAGGCAGGAUUAUGGUUUCUCCAGGCUGGAGAUGUUGGUUCCUCUUGCGAGAGGUGGUUUCGGUUUUUUACAAGUGCAGGCAAAAUCUGCUAGGUCAGAGGGCAAGGGGCUUUAUGUCCGGAUACCUGCGGGUAGACAUUUAGCAUGGGUCCUUGCCUUUGCAUGCACUUGUAAUAAUAAGUUUUGGCUGCGGCCAUUGUCAUACUAAAUUCAUAAAUUGAUAAGCCUGCUCGCCAUAUUCUGAGGUUGUAUACGUUUCAUAUUAAAUGAGGCUGCGGUCAUUUAAAUCCAAA